Messenger RNA from Helianthus annuus (common sunflower), 969 nucleotides. RefSeq names its product transcription factor MYBC1. Gene Ontology annotation, cellular component: nucleus. Gene Ontology annotation, molecular function: DNA-binding transcription factor activity; DNA binding. The transcript has a single exon. NCBI's taxonomy places the organism in Eukaryota, Viridiplantae, Streptophyta, Magnoliopsida, Asterales, Asteraceae. The record is from RefSeq and is a predicted model, not a curated record. Gene Ontology annotation, biological process: regulation of DNA-templated transcription. The coding region runs from base 124 to 852 and encodes 242 amino acids.
UCCCCCAACCCCACAUUCCCCCUCUCUCUCAUCAAAUCUAGAAUCUUUCUAGAGAGAGAAACAUAUUAUUAUUAUAACAGCUUAAUACACUCUCAAACAGACCCAUCAAAAUCUUGGAAUCAAAUGAGAGAAAAUGAAUCCAAUUGGUUUGCAAAGUGGGAAGAACAACUCCCAAAUCCAGAAGAACUUAUAUCCAUAUCACAAACACUAAUCACACCUGAUCUCGCUAUGGCUUUCGAUAUUGGGACUUCGAACAACCCGCCUAACAACCAUAAUUCGGGGGAGUUUGAUUCGUCUGAGCUGGGUGGUGAUGAGCCAGCUCGGACGCUCAAGCGUCCCCGGUUAGUCUGGACUCCACAGCUCCACAAGCGGUUUGUGGAUGCUGUUGCGCAUUUGGGGAUCAAGAACGCGGUCCCCAAAACGAUAAUGCAGCUCAUGAACAUUGAAGGGUUGACACGUGAGAAUGUCGCGAGUCAUCUGCAGAAGUACAGGCUGUAUUUGAAACGUAUGCAGGGUUUGUCUGCUGGUGGUAGUGGGUUUGGGUCGGGUGGAGACCCGGUGACAGAUCAUUUGUUCGCGAGUAGUCCGGUGCCACCUCAUUUUCUCCAUCAAUCACAUCAUAACUCGGACGGUUUCUUGCAGUAUAUGCCGGUUGCUGCACUUCAACAGCAGCAGCAGCAGAUGGCAGGGAAUCAUGUUCAUCGACAUUUCGGGUCAGCCCAUUUGAGUAGACAGCCCAAUCAGCAUGUCCAUAUGGUGGGGGCUCCGGUUCGGAAUGCUUAUGUGGAUGAUUUGGAUUCUGCAAAUGGGAAAAAAGCUCUGACUUUGUUCCCAGUUGGGGAUGAUGGGUAACAUCUUUAUCUUUGUUAUAGUCUAUGAAAUUGGCAUAUGUUCGAUGUGUUGUACAAUUCCUGUUUCAAUGUAUCAUGGACUCUUGAUUUGAUCUUUAAAGAUAUAAUUACAUGAAGA